Molecule: messenger RNA, 5482 nt
Organism: Dreissena polymorpha
Lineage: Eukaryota; Metazoa; Mollusca; Bivalvia; Myida; Dreissenidae
Exons: 4
Coding region: 229-2844 (871 amino acids)
Molecular function (GO): protein binding
Source: RefSeq, a predicted model, not a curated record
CAUAAGUUCAUUUUCCCAUAUGUCUUCAUUGAAGAUAUUGCGAAAUUUUAGGUCAUUAAUGCCUGUUCUUUAAACCCUCACCCCGAGUGCUAACUGGAAAACGAAACUGAAAUAAACAUAAUUGGAAAACAGAAGUGAGACAUAUGCGGAUUUAGAAUUGGCGUUAUCUAUAUAAAGCAAAACAACACGUUAUAAUAUAAUCAUCGCAUCGACGGUUUUAAUACAAAAAUGGCAGAUGAAAAUAAUAAAACUUACGAAAAAACCGAUGCAAUUGUUAGCUACGAUGGAAUCUUUAAGGGAAUGUACGAUGCAGGGCUCGGAGAGAUGUUCCAAGCCGGACGGAAGCUUCUUUCGACCGGAAACUGGACGGCGGGCAGGGGGAAGUUUGAAGAGGCGUUGAGCGCGGCCGGAAACUCCCCUCGUGAUCAAAAGACUCUCCGGUUGCUCAUUGACGAGUUGGACCGAUACGAGAGGAACAAUAUCGAAGCGGUAGUGAACGCUACGGAGACUCCUGUCAGUUGGUCGGCCGUCGCCGGAAGGGGAAUUGAGCGGAUCGACGAAUCCAUGUUCGCCUUACCACAGGGGAUUUUCUUCUUGGACGUCGGGCGACCAGGUCAUGCGGGCUAUCAGCGGCUUGUCGGUAGAAAGCUUUUGUCCGAUUACUGGAUCGCUUUUAAGAUACCCGAGUUGUUCUGUAGCCUUGUAAAAGCGGACAUGAUACUUGGCCUUUUCGUGGACCAGAGAAUAAGUGACUCGAACGUUACGUUGUUUUAUCACCCACUUAGUAAAGCCGAAAAGCUACGAGUGAUGAAAGAUAUCGUCGCGGACGAGCGGGGCGCUAACGCUGAGCUGAUUCAUCCGUUUCCGCUACUACGUGAGCCCGCCCGCCUGGAGGCUGGGUCUCCACCGGAAGGCUGGAUCGUCGAUGACGCGUUUGACGUCAUGCUUGGCUGCGGCGAGGAGAGGAUUCGCGCGUACUCCAUACAGUUCCUGAUUGAGGCUGGCGUAGAGAGGCCUAUACUCUAUGAUCCAGCAUGCUCCACAGGAGUGUUCCUCUCCACCCUGCAGAAGGCGAUGCCCGGAAGCUACACCAUUGGUCAGGACCUCAGUCAACAAAUGGCAAACUUCGCCAAGCAGAGGGUCGACGAAGCCCACUGUGCCAACGCCAUAGAUCCCAAGAUCAAGCUCGGCACCGCAGAUGCUUGCUACGUGAGGUUCCUGAACUCGGAAGUUGUUAAAACGAGCGAGGCAGAGGAGCUUUUCCAGGCGCUGCUUCCCACGGUGAAGCCAGGAGGUUACAUCAUAACGUUCGGACACACGCCUGUCCUAUUGUCGUCUGCCAACUUCAAGCGCAAUCGAGACUUCCGGUUAUGCCGAAGCUUAGGCGUGGCAGUUGACGGUACUGGUAUUUUCCAGUAUUAUGUGAUGCAACGAAACAAAACCGUGCCUGUUAACAUGACCAACAAAACGGAGGCAGCACACAAGCGGGCGAUGCGUGACCUUCUAGCAUACGAGGAUACGUUGACGGUUGACGUCGAGAAAACCGUGCAGCGGAUCCGGGAGCGGGCGAAGCUUCUCCACACUGAGCUGGAUACCUAUAUCACGGGGGUGCUCAACGACAUCAAACACAAGUUCGAACAUGAGCUCAACCGCAUACACCACACGAUAGACAAGCUCAAAAGCGGCGGCGGCGGUGGCGGGGACGCGCAUCGAAAGCGGCGCUCUAACUCCGUAGACCGGACGCCCAGGUACCAAUCGACGCCGCGCUCUAGCAACAUUGAUUUCAGUCUAAACUCUUCUCACUCCACCCAGGUGACCUACAUUGAUAUCGACGCGGAAGAUCAGUUUAACAAGAAGGAGCUGAUGUAUUAUGAAGGAGAGGCCAGCGACAGCGUCUACCAGAAGCUUGUGGGACAUUACACCUUCGAUAUAACCUCUGCAAUACCGUUCAAUCCCAUACAGAGGGCCAUACAGGCGAAUCAGCGCUCGGAAGUGAAGCUUAUCAGCACAUUCCGAGUCGGCGACAAGAGCGAGACCGUGCACGCGAUAGCGCCCGUUGACGAGGACCAGGCCUGGGUGUGCUGUGGGUGGGGCUCCCGCAACCUCGCUCUCUAUGACCGACACGGCCAAAAACGGAAGUCAGCCACGCUAGAUAUCCAGGUCAACGACGUGACCUCUUUCAACGACGGCAGAGACGAUCACGUUCUGAUCUCCAGUUACCGCGAAAAGAGCAUCAAACGACUCAACCAGGAGUCGCUAAGAACGUCCGACUUCGCCUACAUUUCCUUGUUUCCCGGCGGCUUAUGCAGCGACCGUCGCAGCGGCCUGUACGUGUGUUUCCGGGACAGCUACCAGCGCACCGUGACGUUCGGCUCACGUCGGAUGGUCGCGAAGCUGUCAAAACACGGCGAGAUAGUGUCUACCAUAGAGAAGAACGAGGACCAGAGCAACGUGUUCGGUUACCCUUUCCGAAUUGCCGUCAACGUCAACGGUGACGUUUGCGUUUCGGAUUACGGCGACGGAACGCGCGGCGUAACAAUCCUGCGAAAAGACGGCAAAGUUAAGUGCAAUUAUAAAGGCGUGCCGUCCGGGUUGUCGAACGAACAGCCUUUCUUGCCCCACGGAAUAGUGUGCGACGGCGAAGGGAAUAUUAUGGUUUCGGAUUGGAAUAAUGACUGUAUUCACGUUGUUGAUAGGGACGGGACUUUCUUGUUGAAGUUAGUCACGAAAAAAGACGGGGUUGAAGGGCCGAAUGCGCUAGGGCUUGAUGGGAAUGGUCACUUGUGGGUUGGGGACAGCCAUGGUGUUGUCCGUGUUUUCAAGUACUCAAUCUUUAACCAUUAGCGCCUCACUGUUGUUAUUUUGCACUGACUGCCAUUCUGAAUCGCAGUUGAAUUAUGUUGUAUGCGCUUUUAUACACAAUUUUGUAUUCUUUUGUUGCUAUUGAAGUUUCGCCGUUUAUGACAGCAUUUCAGUUACAUCACGGCAGGCAAAUUAACAAACUCACUCUUCUCCUGGAUGAGGUGGUUAACCAAAACAUAGUCACAUACUUAUGCCAUACUUUAAUCAAAGGGAUAAUUUCCAAAUAAUGACACCAAUCACCACACAAGUUGUAUGGCCGGGUAGAGGCUGAACCCACGAUUUGUCCAUCGCUCUACUAACCGAACAAUCCGGUUGUUUUUUGUACCUUAUCUUUCACCAUGUUUGCUAAAACGUUGAUCUCAUUAAAAGAUCUCAUUUAUCACGAAAAUGCGUUCUGUGUGGGAAUGCAAGUAUGGGAUUUAGCUGAUUUCUUAACGGUUGUAAGAAUAGAAUGCAGCAGUCAAAGUCCUUCUCCAGUAUAUUGUUUCUUCCAAUUUUAGUGCGACCUCUUAUUUAAUUCUGCUUACACGUAUUAAUGUCUCUACUUUGGAUAUAAGCAUCAAUAUCAGGAAAGUAAAAUUGCAAAACAUUGGUCAGUGUGAUGUUAUUGCUUGUGCUCAAGUAAUCUACACUGCCCUUAUUUUUUCAUAAUUCUGUGUGUGCGUUUGAAAUGUGCAAACUUGUACUUGUGUUUUUUUCUUUUGCAAUUUAUAUAUGAUAGGUAUGUUAGCGUGCAUAUAUUUUAAUAGUGAUCGUUAGUGCCUUUUUCAUGAAAGUAAUGCUCGGUUAACCCAUUUAUGCCUAACGUCUUUAAAAAAAAGCCUUGGCAAACAGCGUAGACCCAGAUGAGACGCCGCAUGAUGCGUCGUCUCAUCAGGGUCUGCGCUGUUUGCUUUAAGGAUUUUCUGUAAGAAAUAUUCUAAAUAUAGAUAUAAAUUAACUAGACAUCCCUAAUUUUGGAAAUAAAUUGAUCCAAUUUAGAAGGAUGGGAGAGUCCAUUAGGCAUAAAUGGGUUAACUAGAAUAAUCGUGUGUUUGUUUAGCUGUACACAUUGUAUACCCUCGGCGUUAUAUAUAUUUAUGUGUUGGCGAAAUUUUACUCCAAUGGCUGCAUUAAACCCCCUUUUCACAGAGCGCGGCUCAUAUAUUUUAAAACAGGUAUUGAGGUAAAUGCACUCUGAAUAUGUAAAUAGAUUACACUUGUUGGUUUUGGUGGAUAAUCAAUUUUAAUUCACGAUUAAUAAGUGACUCUAUUACCAAUGUUAAAUCACUGAUAUUCCCAAAACAAAACAACAGAUGAUCAUCAAUAAGGUUUAUCAACAAGUACAUAGAUUUACCUCUUCAUUCAAAGAAAGAUAUUGUCAGGUGGUCUUGACAAUCACUAAAAAAGCUCUUCCACUACAUUUAAAUUAAUUCUAAAUUGUGUAAAUGCAUUUAUAAUCAUUAACUGAAUGCCUUUCAACAUGAAAAAUGCGUAAGGGCAUGUUAAAAAUGUCAGUAAGCAAUGACAUGUGUUUUUUAUAACAAUAAAUAUCAAUCAAAUGCAUACUGCUAGAACAAAUUACCAGUUAUUCACGAGAUUGUACCUUUACGUGUUAAAACUUGAACCAUGUCAUUUUUUAUGAUGACAGAGGGAGUAUCGAAGUUGACAAAAAACAAAACGUCUGAUUAUGGCCUCGUAACAUGACAGAAUGCAUAAUUAAAGCGGUAAAUAUGUAUAUUAAUAUCGUCGACGACGGAAAUUUCUUUUAGGCACUUCCUGUCACAACAUGACAGUCAUUGUUCGUAAAAGGGAUUAUCACUUACAUUUCUUUCUGAAUGGAUAUAUUGUUUGCAAUUUCAAGGUUUUCAAUGUGGUUUUCAUCAAAUACUUUACUGACUGCUUACAACGCUGAAGGCACUGAAGUUAAUUGUUCGCUAUUGCAUAAUCUUAGACGCAACGCAGUUUUCAAAAUUAUAUUAUCGCUUUUUAUAUCGCAUGUUUGAAAUGAUCACAACCCAUCCAAAUUUAUAAAGAGUGUGUAUUAAAGCACAGGUCGAGAUGUGUAUGCACUGUUUAUCCUCAUAUUUAUGAUAUAGAGAUAACUUAGACAAAAUAACAACACUAUGUCUCUGUUUUCACAAAUGGUUGCUGCACUAGCAACCAUCAUCAGAAUUGUGGUUGCCUUGCUAAAGAAUAACAAUCCUAGAAUCAUGUACAUGUUGUGUUAUGUGUAUCUAAUACUUUAUCUAUUGUCUUUUAAAUUAUUGAGCAGCAAUUUUGCCAACAUGACAGACUUUUAAUGCAUCUUGUCUAGUUGUGAGCCGGAGUUGAAUCUUUUCCUAGGCCUAAUUGAUCCACAGUCGCCAAUUUGUAUUCUAUGUUUAAUUGGAUUGAGUUGUUCAAGCUUUGAAAAAGGUAGUUGCCCUACUUUUUAGCCCAACUGUUACCAACUUUUGAAAUUGAGUUUCCUGGGCUUAUAUCUACUGACCCCAGGCUAACAGGCAUCCACUAAACCUGUAAGUUAUUCAUGAUGUUAGAUCGGACAGUGUAUUAAACUCAUUCAAUUUGCAAGUCUGAAGACAUUAAAGGAACAUUUUCAUGUAUUGGUAAGUUGACAAAAUUAAACGAUUGAAUAAUU